This is a messenger RNA of Acanthosepion pharaonis, 939 nucleotides long. The record is from the annotation of a GenBank genome assembly. Lineage: Eukaryota; Metazoa; Mollusca; Cephalopoda; Sepiida; Sepiidae.
AUGGGAACUAGAAAAGCAAAGGUGAUUCUACAUAGGGUGUCACUCUUCAUAUCUGAAAGCCAUCUUGGUUUUUUCUUUUCUAAAUAUGGGGACGUCUCCGACGUCUGCCCUAUUAAAGUUAAGAAGCAUGAAGAAAACACCACAAGAAGACUUCCUUCUUCUCCUCUGAAUGCACCAUUGUCCAACAUUCGCAAUUCAACUCAUCAAACACCCCCUUCUAAUACCACAGCAGCCGACGACAUUUCCACUCCUCUCCACAUCCUUCUUUCCACCAGCACACCAGCCUAUCGUUUAAUCUCUCUCUCUCUCUCUCUCUCUCUCUAUCUAUCUAUCUAUCUAUCUAUCUAUCUAUUUGUUUCUUAUUAUAUUGAUUUUCAUUUCUAUCUAUCUAUCUAUUUAUCUAUCUAUCUAUCUCAUUCGUUUUAUUUAUCUAUCUAUCCCUAUCGUUUAAUAUCUCUCUUUCAUUUCAUUAUCUAUCUAUCUAUCUAUCUAUCUAUCUAUCUAUCUCAUUCGUUUUGUUUCAUCUAUCUAUCUAUCUAUCUAUCUAUCUAUAUCUCAUUUGUUUCAUUUUUAUCUAUCUACCUCAUUCGUUUCAUUUGCUAUCUAUCCCAGUCGUUUAAUCUCUAUCUUUCUAUCUAUCUAUCUAUCUAUCUAUCUAUCUAUCUAUCUAUCUAUCUAUCUAUCUAUCUCAUUAUUUCAUUUCAUUAUCUAUCUAUCUAUCUAUCUAUCUAUCUAUCUAUCUAUCUAUCUAUCUAUUUCAUUCGUUUCAUUUGCUGUCUAUCCCAGUUGUCUAAUGUCUCUCUCUCUAUCGAACUAUCUAUCGAUAUUAUUUGUUUCAUUAUCUAUCUAUCUAUCUAUCUAUCUAUCUAUCUAUCUAUCUAUCUAUCUCAGUCAACAUGCUUUUUCCCAAAUGUAGAUGUCUGCAGCGGUGGAACUUGA